Messenger RNA from Sinocyclocheilus grahami, 1193 nucleotides. RefSeq names its product impact RWD domain protein (gene impact). Gene Ontology annotation, molecular function: protein binding. The annotation marks the transcript as partial. Gene Ontology annotation, biological process: regulation of translational initiation; GCN2-mediated signaling. NCBI's taxonomy places the organism in Eukaryota, Metazoa, Chordata, Actinopteri, Cypriniformes, Cyprinidae. Gene Ontology annotation, cellular component: cytoplasm. The record is from RefSeq and is a predicted model, not a curated record. The transcript is spliced from 10 exons.
GUGUCUGUGUGUGUGUUGCAGAUCGAGGAGAUCGAGGCGCUGUCCUCCAUCUACGCGGAGGAGUGGUGUGUGAUCGAUGAAGCGGCCAGAGUUUUCUGCAUCAGAGUCUCGGAUGACUCGCAGCGGCCCAGACUAACGCUCUGUUUACAGAUCAUACUUCCUCCAGAGUACCCGAGCUCAGCGCCUCCGAUAUAUCAGAUCAACGCUGGCUGGCUCAGAGGAGCGGACCGAAGGACUCUGUCCAACAGUUUAGAGGAGCUGUAUGUGGAGAAUACAGGGGAGAGUAUUCUGUACCUGUGGGUGGAGAAAAUAAGAGAAUUCCUCGCAGAAAAAUCACAAAGUGCAGAUGGACCAGAAAUGGGUAAGACGGUGACAACAGAGGAAGAAGCUCAUGACUACGACGAGGACGAUCUUCCAGACUACAGCAUGCUAAAACUCGCCAACCAAUCAGCUCAGCUCCUCUCCAGUGCUUUUGAUGAUGAAGAGUUGCCACUGAUUAAACACGGGGAGACAAUCACGGAUAGACGGAGCACGUUCCAGCCUCAUUUAGCCGCGGUGGUGACUCCUAAACAGGUUCAAAGGGUUCUGAAUCAUUUAUAUGAAAACAAGAAGAUCGCAAGUGCCACUCACAAUAUCUAUGCAUACAGGAUCUACUGUGAGGAUAAAAACUCUUUCCUGCAGGACUGCGAGGACGACGGAGAAACCGCAGCGGGGGGCCGACUGCUCCAUCUCUUGCAGAUCCUGGAUGUGCGUAACGUGCUGGUGGUGGUCUCUCGGUGGUACGGUGGGAUCCUGCUGGGCCCCGACCGCUUUAAACACAUCAACAACUGCGCCAGGAACAUCCUCAUUCAGGAGGGUUACACCGACACUUCAGAGGAAACAUCCAAAGCUGGAGGCAAGAAUAAAAGACCUAAGGGCAAGAAGGCAAAAUAAAAAACCUUCCUGGAACCGAUGAGACCUGGAAUGAAGACAGACUUGCGACUACGAAUGCUGAAGGAUUCUGACAAAUAAAAUAACCUGAAAAUGCUGUAUUAGUGAUUUGUAAAAUCAUUCAGUGUUAUAGUCGGGAUUAAACAACUUGAAAGUCAUACCAAAAAUGGUUUUGUAUGCAGUUGCGUUUAAUGGUCUGUUGCUACGCAUUAUGUCACACUAAGUGCUUUGUCUUAUGAAUAAAGAUUUUUAUGAAUUACAAA